This is a messenger RNA of Colletotrichum graminicola M1.001, 639 nucleotides long. RefSeq names its product SelR domain-containing protein. Bases 1 to 639 code for a protein of 212 amino acids. NCBI's taxonomy places the organism in Eukaryota, Fungi, Ascomycota, Sordariomycetes, Glomerellales, Glomerellaceae. Gene Ontology annotation, biological process: protein repair; response to oxidative stress. The transcript is spliced from 2 exons. Gene Ontology annotation, molecular function: peptide-methionine (R)-S-oxide reductase activity. The record is from RefSeq and is a predicted model, not a curated record.
AUGCGAUUCUCACCCUUCAUCUCCACGCUCGUCUACACGUUCUCCAACCUUACCCGUGUUCGCGCCGCGCAGUCUCUCGGAGCCCUCCCUCCUCUCGCUGCCUCACGCCCGCUCCGCGCUUCUAUGCCCUCGAUCCCUUUCUUUGGUGCUCUGUUCGGCUCUUCCGCAUCGCAGCAGGACAAGAUGUCGUAUCCUGCCAACAAAUCCGAGGAUGAGUGGCGGGCUGUCUUGAACAAGGAACAAUUCCGCAUCCUCCGCGAGAAGGGAACGGAGCCCGCCGGCUCCGGAAAGUUCGAUAAGCACUACCCCGAGGAGGGUGUCUACGCCUGCGCCGGGUGCUCCGCGCCGCUGUACAAGGCCUCGCACAAGUUCAAAUCGGGCUGCGGCUGGCCGGCCUACUUCGACUCGCUGCCCGGCGCCGUUGUGCGCCACGAGGACCGUGCCUUCGGCAUGUUGAGAACGGAGAUUGUUUGCUCCAAUUGUGGCGGCCACCUGGGGCAUGUGUUCAAGGGCGAAGGCUUCGACACCCCUACGGAUGAGCGGCAUUGCGUCAACAGUGUGAGCCUGACGUUCUCGCCGGAUGAGAAGAAGGCCGGCGAGGGAAGUGGCGAGGGUGCGAAGGGCGAAAGUAAGGUUUGA